AUGGGUUACGCCGAUGGUAAGGAUUGGACCAAUGUAUCGUUUGAAGUAGGUCGACGGCAACUCCGUGAAUGGCGGGACACAAAUAGCAGGCGUAGUGAAGAAGUUGUGGAAUUGUGGGAGCACGUUGUGAGUCGAUCACCAUCGCUCCUUGGUGAUGAGCUGUGGAUGGUGUACGAACAGGUUUGUGUAGCCGCUCUUGACUGUGCCAGGCUAGACCUGGCUAGUGAAUGUAUAUCGGCUCUGAACCGUCGUUUUCCUAGAAGUAAUCGCGUUCUGCGGCUACAGGCUAUGCAUCAUGAAGCAGCUGAACAAUUUGACACUGCUAUGGCAUUGUACGAGCGACUUAUAGAAGACGAUCCUACGAAUAACUCGUUUCGCAAAAGGAAAGUCGCGGUUUUAUUGGCACAAGGAUUGCGUCUUGAGGCAAUACGUGAGCUCAACGAUUACCUGAAGAUAUUUCUCAAUGAUUCAGAAGCGUGGCUCCAACUGAGUGAACUUUUUCUGGCUGAAUCAGAUUUUGCGAAAGCUGCGCACUGUUUAGAAGAAUGUGUUUUGGCAGCACCUCUCAACACGUUGUAUCUACGGCGUUUGGCAGAUAUUCGCUAUACACAGGGGGGUCAAGAAAAUAUCGAGCUGGCUAAAGCUUACUAUGAACAGGCCGUCAAGCUCAAUCCUUCCGAUUUGCGGGCGUUGUACGGAAUCGUUAUUUGCACGAAUUAUUUGACACAUCAUCAGAAGGGAUCAGGUACUGAAAAGAAGCGGGAUUUGUUAGUUGCGGGUACCAGUGCCAUCGAUAAGAUUCUGGCUAGAUAUGAUGAGGUCGAAUCAGUCGGUGUGAACCCAAAGAUAUCUCUUGUGAUUGAACUCAGCUGA
Molecule: messenger RNA, 873 nt
Organism: Cooperia oncophora
Lineage: Eukaryota; Metazoa; Nematoda; Chromadorea; Rhabditida; Trichostrongylidae
Source: the annotation of a GenBank genome assembly